Messenger RNA from Rotaria sordida, 2623 nucleotides. The record is from the annotation of a GenBank genome assembly. NCBI's taxonomy places the organism in Eukaryota, Metazoa, Rotifera, Eurotatoria, Philodinida, Philodinidae.
AUGACACCAUCAUCAAAUAUUCAUUCAAAAAUAGAAAAUGAUCUUAUUCUUGCUCUAUCAAAUCGUAUUCUUAUUAUUGAUGGAGCAAUGGGUACAAUGAUUCAACAAUAUAAAUUAGAUGAAUCUGAUUUUCGUUCUAAUGAAUAUCAAUUAAAUAAUCAUAAAUAUCCUCUUAAAGGAAAUAAUGAUUUAUUAUCAAUAACACAUCCUGAUAUUAUUUUAGAAAUACAUCAAAAAUAUUUAGAAGCUGGUGCUGAUAUUAUUGAAACAAAUACAUUUAAUGCUCAACGUAUAUCACAAGCUGAUUAUAAUUUAGAACAUUUAUCAUAUGAAUUAAAUUUAAAAUCAGCUCAAUUAGCAAGACAAGCAGCUGAUGAAUAUACGAAAAAAACUGGUAUUCAACGAUUUGUUGCUGGUGCUUUAGGUCCAACAAAUAAAACUUUAUCAAUAUCACCAUCAGUAGAUAAACCUGAUUUUCGAAAUAUAACUUUCGAUGCUAUUGUUGAAGCAUAUACUGAACAAGCACGUGGUUUAAUUGAUGGGAAUGUUGAUCUAUUAUUAAUUGAAACUAUAUUUGAUACAGCAAAUGCAAAAGCAGCUAUAUUUGCAUUAAAAACUUUAUUUGAAACAAAUAGUGAAUUAACUAGACCAAUUCUUAUUUCUGGUACGAUUGUUGAUUUGAGUGGUCGAACAUUGUCUGGUCAAACUGUUGAUGCUUUUGUAAUUAGUGUUUCACAUGCUGAUCCGAUUUGUCUUGGUUUAAAUUGUGCUUUGGGUCCAAAAGAAAUGCGACGAUUUAUAGAAGAAGUUUCUAAUAAUACAUGUGCAUAUACAAUCUGUUAUCCAAAUGCUGGUCUACCAAAUACAUUUGGUGAAUAUGAUGAAACACCUGAAUCCAUGGCUCAAGAUGUAGGUCAAUGGGCUCAUGAUGGAUUACUUAAUAUUGUUGGUGGAUGUUGUGGAUCAACACCUGAUCAUAUCAAAGCAAUUGCUGAAAGUGUUAAACGAUAUCCACCAAGAGUACCACCGAAAAAUGUACAUGCAGACGAAAUGCUUCUUUCAGGUCUUGAACCAUUUCGUAUUUCUCGUUAUACAAAUUUUGUUAAUAUUGGUGAACGAUGUAAUGUUGCUGGUAGUCGUCAAUUUCUUCGUUUAUUAAAAGAAAAUAAAUUCGAUGCUGCUCUACAAGUAGCUAAAGUACAAGUUGAAUCUGGUGCACAAAUACUUGAUUUAAAUAUGGAUGAAGGCAUGAUUGAUGGUCAAAUAGUAAUGGCAAAAUUUAUUAAUCUUCUUGGAUCAGAGCCUGAUAUAGCUCGUGUACCUUUAUGUAUUGAUUCAUCAAAUUUUUCUGUUAUUGAAGCUGGUCUUAAAUGUACACAAGGAAAAUGUAUUGUUAAUUCAAUAUCAUUAAAAGAAGGUGAACAAGAUUUUCUUGAUAAAGCAAAAAAAUGUAAAAAAUAUGGUGCUGCUGUUGUUGUUAUGGCAUUUGAUGAACAAGGACAAGCAACAGAUAUUGAACGAAAAUGGUCUAUAUGUAAAAGAAGUUAUGAUCUAUUAGUUAAUAUUGUAAAAUUUAAUCCAAAUGAUAUUAUAUUCGAUUCGAAUAUUUUAACAAUUGCAACAGGAAUGGAAGAACAUAAUGAUUAUGCAAUCAAUUUUAUUGAAGCAAUUAAACGUAUUAAAGCAUCUUGUCCAGGUUGUAAAACCUCUGGUGGUAUAUCAAAUAUAUCAUUUUCAUUUCGUGGUCAAGAUCGUAUACGUGAAGCAAUGCAUUCUGUAUUUUUAUAUCAUGCAAUAAAAGCUGGUCUUGAUAUGGGUAUUGUUAAUGCUGGUCAAAUACCAAUUUAUAAUGAUAUUGAUCCUCAUCUUCGAGAACUUUGUGAAACAUGUAUAUUUAAUAAACGAUCAACAGCAACUGAAGAAUUACUUGAUUAUGCUCAACAACUUAAAUUAAAUUCUGAUCAAAAUAAUGAUAAUAAAGAAAGAAAAGAAGAAGAAUUAUGGAGAAUAAAUACAACUGCUGAAGAACGUCUUCAAUAUUCAUUAGUUAAAGGUAUUGAUAAAUAUAUAAUUGAUGAUAUGGAAGAAGCAAGAAAAAAAUAUUCACGUCCAUUACAUGUUAUUGAAGGACCAUUAAUGAAUGGUAUGAGUGAAGUUGGUGAAUUAUUUGGUAGUGGUAAAAUGUUUUUACCACAAGUUAUUAAAUCAGCAAGAGUUAUGAAAAAAGCUGUUAAUCAUUUAAUACCAUUUAUGGAAGAAGAAAAACAAGAAAAUUUAAAAUUAUUACAACAACAAGGUAAUACAACAAUGACUGGAUUAGAUUCACAAUCAACUAUUGUUAUGGCUACUGUUAAAGGUGAUGUUCAUGAUAUUGGAAAGAAUAUUGUUGGUGUUGUACUUGGUUGUAAUAAUUAUCGUGUUAUUGAUUUAGGUGUUAUGACACCAUGUGAUAAAAUUCUUAAAAUAGCUAAAGAAGAAAAUGCAGAUUUUAUUGGUUUAUCUGGUUUAAUUACUCCAUCAUUAGAUGAAAUGAUUAUUGUUGCAAAAGAAAUGCAACGAUUAAAUUUUAAUAUUCCAUUAUUAAUUGGUGGUGCUACUACAUCUAAGUAAGAAUAUAUUACUG